CUGAUUGCCUUUCCAACAUCAAUAAGUCAUAUUUUUGAAAAUUUAAAAAAAAAAAAAAUUAAUGGCUGAGAAAAGCAAGAUUUUGUUCAUCGGAGGCACUGGCUACCUUGGGAAGUUCAUCGUGGAAGCUAGUAUAAAAGCUGGUCAUCCAAGUUUUCUUUUAGUUAGGGAAAGUACUGUUGCUGAUCCUGUCAAGGGACAACUUGUUGAGAAAUUCAAGAAUUCGGGCGUCAAUUUGGUUUAUGGAGAUCUUUACAACCAUGAGAGUUUGGUGAAAGCAAUAAAGCAAGUUGAUGUGGUGAUUUCAACAGUAGGCGCCUUGCAGUUAGCGGAUCAAACCAAGAUCAUUGCUGCCAUUAAGGAAGCUGGAAAUGUUAAGAGAUUUUUCCCUUCUGAGUUUGGAAUCGAUGUGGAUCGUCAGAAUGCAGUGGAGCCGGCAAAAUCAGCAUUUGCAACUAAGGCUCAAAUCCGUCGUGCUAUUGAGACUGAAGGGAUCCCCUUCACUUACGUGCCCUGCAACUGCUUCGCCGGCUAUUUUCUCCCUACACUUUGCCAGCCAGGAGUUACUGCUCCUCCUAAAGACAAAGUCACUAUCCUUGGAGAUGGCAAUGUCAAAGCGGUUUUCAACAAUGAAGUUGACAUUGGAACUUCUACCAUCAGAGCUGUGGAUGACCCAAGAACAUUGAACAAAGUCCUCUUUAUCAGGCCUCCUAAAAACACUUACACAUUCAAUGAGCUUGUCGCUCUCUGGGAAAACAAGAUUGGGAAAACUCUUGAGAAAGUCUAUGUUCCAGGAGAGCAAGUUCUGAAAGACAUCCAAGAGGCUCCAUUUCCACUCAACAUUGGGCUUUCUAUCAACCACUCGACUUUUGUGAACGGUGAUCAGACCAACUUUGCCAUCGAUCCAUCUUUUGGAGUGGAGGCUUCCGAGCUGUAUCCUGAUGUUAAGUACAUCACAGUGGAAGAAUACCUGCAGCAGUUCGUUUGAGCGAUUGAAGUUAUUAAAGCUCUAUUUACUUGUUACUGAAAUAAUUAUAGAGCUGUUAUAUAUCAGUUGGGAUUUCAGCAGGGAGCGUAUAUGGUGUCAUUGUGCUCUUCUUUUUCUUAGAAGAAUCUAAGACCUUGAAUCAGACUGUUAAUAUGCCUAUGUUGAAUCAUAUCGUACUGUAAAGGCAGUUCUUCGUUAUAUACAUUAAAUUUGCUUU
Mangifera indica (mango) is the source of this 1205-nucleotide messenger RNA. Its product is annotated as eugenol synthase 1-like. The record is from RefSeq and is a predicted model, not a curated record. Gene Ontology annotation, molecular function: oxidoreductase activity. NCBI's taxonomy places the organism in Eukaryota, Viridiplantae, Streptophyta, Magnoliopsida, Sapindales, Anacardiaceae. The transcript has 5 exons. Bases 62 to 988 code for a protein of 308 amino acids.